CAGGCUCACUUCGCCAUCCUGAAAUGCCUUUUGACUGACAGCAAUGGCUGCGUCACCGUAGAAUACAACGCGCAAAUCAAAAGGCUCACUGUACGUGUUGAUCGAUCGAAGAUUGUCUCGCAUGGGAAGCCUGCACUUGGUCGCAUGCUACUUCGAUUGCAUUUAUGCCGUUGUACUGCGGAUGUCCAAUCAUGCCGCGAGUAUUAUGAAGAGCUUUCAUGGGUCCAUGCAGAGCACCUCGCAUGGCGGGAGAUUGUUCUAGCGAAACAGGAGCCGAAGUGGGUAUUCGUUCAGGCAAACACCUUUCUUUGUGGCGAGGAAGUGGUUCUGAAGGAGUAUGCCGCGACUGCAAAAGGCGUGAUCCAAAGCUGGGCUGAGCGAAAAGUGUGA
Aaosphaeria arxii CBS 175.79 is the source of this 390-nucleotide messenger RNA. Its product is annotated as peptidase M49, dipeptidyl-peptidase III. Gene Ontology annotation, cellular component: cytoplasm. The record is from RefSeq and is a predicted model, not a curated record. Gene Ontology annotation, molecular function: dipeptidyl-peptidase activity. The annotation marks the transcript as partial. The transcript has a single exon. NCBI's taxonomy places the organism in Eukaryota, Fungi, Ascomycota, Dothideomycetes, Pleosporales.